AUGCAGAUGUCUACAGCUUCAUUUGUGUCGGGAAAAGGAAGAGCGCGAGCCAGCACGGUACUCUGCAGAUGCUCAGAGCGAGCAACGAGGUUCAGUCUGAACUUGCACUGCCAUGGGCUCCAGGAUUAUCCACGCAAGGGCCGGUCCGGACCGACCCUGCAGCACGUACCCAACUCCUCGCACGGACCGAGCAGGAACGAGCCUGCCCGGCCGAGAGGAGCCCGGUGCCCCCCGCGAGCCGUGGAGGCAUCGCCUUGUGACUGCAGCGCGGCGGGGCGGCUGCACAGCGCCGGAGCAGGGCCGAGCCCGGGCCACGGGGGCCGAGCCAAGCACGGGCGGCCGGGCCGGGGGAGCCCCGAUCCGCCCCCGGGGCCCACGCGGGGCCUGCGGGGCGCUCGGAGCGCGGCGGGGCCGGGCGGGGACCCUCCCGCGGACACAAAGAGCAGGCAGGGGCGGCCCCGGCCCGGCGGGGGGAUCGCGGCCGGCCCCAGGCCCCGCCCGCCUCACCGACCCCCGCCCCGGCUCACGGCACGGCGGGUCCGCCCGAGCCCCGCAUGGUGCCCAGCCCAGCCCAGCCCACCCAGCCCAAUCUAUCCCCCAGCCGAGCCUACCCCCGCACUGCCCCCGCAGUCACGGUCCCGCACGGUCCCCGCGCACCCACCGGCCUCGCCGCGGCCGCAGCAGCUCCUUCCCCGCCCGCGCCGCCGCCUUUUACCGGGGAACGGGCGGCGCCAAGCGCGGCCCGGGCAGCAACAGCUGACGGGAGGAGCCCGCUCGGCCCGGCCCUCCCGCCCGUGA
Messenger RNA from Empidonax traillii (willow flycatcher), 798 nucleotides. RefSeq names its product basic proline-rich protein-like. The record is from RefSeq and is a predicted model, not a curated record. The coding region runs from base 1 to 798 and encodes 265 amino acids. The transcript has a single exon. NCBI's taxonomy places the organism in Eukaryota, Metazoa, Chordata, Aves, Passeriformes, Tyrannidae.